AUGGCAAACGAGCCCAAAAACCCGGACGAACUACUGAAAGGCUUUCAAAUUAAUUGGAUUUGUCUAAGAGAUGCGGACGGCGGCAAAAUCUUCUGGCAGGGCUCCGACGAUUUGAGUUACCCGGACGUCGAACAUGAAGCUCGAGUACCUAAGAACAUCCUCAAAUGUCGUGCAGUAUCUAGAGAGUUUAACUUUAGCUCCAAGGAGCAAAUUAACAAAUUUAGGUUGGAACAGAAGGUUCUAUUUAAAGGAAGGUGUCUUGAGGAGUGGAACUUUGAAUUUGGUUUUGUUAUGUCAGAGUCGACAAAUACAUGGCAAUCCAUUAUGGAGGCCGCGCCUGAAUCGCAAAUGAUGCCCGCUUCAGUAUUGAACGGAAAUAUAGUAAUUGAAACGAAAUUUUUCGACGACGAUCUGCUCAUAUCCACGUCGAGGGUGAGGCUAUUUUACGUUUAA
Phyllotreta striolata is the source of this 453-nucleotide messenger RNA. The record is from the annotation of a GenBank genome assembly. NCBI's taxonomy places the organism in Eukaryota, Metazoa, Arthropoda, Insecta, Coleoptera, Chrysomelidae.